Anopheles marshallii is the source of this 1830-nucleotide messenger RNA. RefSeq names its product N-acetylgalactosaminyltransferase 6 (gene Pgant6). NCBI's taxonomy places the organism in Eukaryota, Metazoa, Arthropoda, Insecta, Diptera, Culicidae. The transcript has a single exon. The coding region runs from base 1 to 1830 and encodes 609 amino acids. The record is from RefSeq and is a predicted model, not a curated record. Gene Ontology annotation, cellular component: Golgi apparatus.
AUGAGGAGAAACGUCCGUACCCUGGUGAAGUACGCGUUUGUUUCCGGUGGAGUGUUGUUGUUUCUCACGCUAAUCAUCCGGUCGUUCAGUGAAGAUGCCAAAACACCCCUGAACGGUGUGUUUGGUCCGGAGGCACUCGUGCAGAAAGUGCCGCACGCAAAGGAAGGAUCGUUUUUCAAUGAACCACCGAAGAAUGUGAAUCACAAGCGGAUCGACUGGCAUAACUACGAUCUUAUCCAUGAGGAAGCCAAACGGAGCGGAAUCGGAGAGCAAGGCAAGGCUGGUCAUUUGGACAAAAGCGAGGCCGAGCUGAAAGAUAAGCUGUUCAAGAAGAAUGGAUUCAACGCAGUGCUGAGCGAUAAAAUUUCACUGAAUCGAUCGCUACCCGACAUACGCCAUCGCGGGUGCCGCAAGAAACAAUACCUGGAUGAACUUCCGACCGUAAGUGUUGUCGUACCGUUCUACAAUGAACACUGGAGCACACUGCUACGGACCGCGUCGAGUGUGUUGCUUCGGUCACCUCCGGAACUCAUUGCCGAAAUCAUCCUUGUGGAUGACUGUAGCACGAAGGAUUUUCUCAAGAAGCAGCUAGAUGAUUACGUCUCGGAGAAUAUGCCUAAAGUGAAGAUCGUCAGAUUACCGGAACGGUCGGGGUUGAUAACUGCCCGGUUGGCUGGUGCCAAAAUUGCCACAGCCGAUGUGCUCAUCUUCCUGGAUUCGCACACAGAAGCGAACGUGAACUGGUUGCCUCCGCUGCUGGAACCGAUUGCCGUCGAUUAUCGUACCUGCGUAUGCCCGUUCAUCGACGUUAUCGAUUGGGACACGUUCGAGUAUCGGGCACAGGACGAAGGUGCCCGCGGUGCCUUCGAUUGGAAGUUUUUCUAUAAACGGCUGCCUCUGCUGCCUAAGGAUUUGCAAAAUCCCACCGAACCGUUCGAAAGUCCGGUAAUGGCGGGAGGACUGUUCGCGAUCAGUGCUAAAUUUUUCUGGGAAAUUGGAGGCUACGACGAAGGUUUGGACAUUUGGGGCGGCGAGCAGUACGAGCUAAGCUUCAAGGUGUGGCAAUGCGGUGGCAAGAUGUACGACGCACCAUGUUCGCGCGUUGGUCAUAUCUACCGUGGGUACGCACCGUUUGGUAACCCGCGCAAGAAAGACUUCCUGACGCGCAACUACAAACGUGUGGCCGAAGUGUGGAUGGACGAGUACAAGGAAUAUCUGUACAUGCGCGAUCGGAAGAAGUAUGAAAACACGGACGUGGGAGACAUCUCACGGCAGUUGGCGAUCCGUGAGAAGCUGCAGUGUAAACCAUUCAAAUGGUUCAUGACACAUGUGGCGUUCGAUCUGGUCGAAAAGUACCCACCAAUCGAGCCACCAGAUUUUGCGAACGGUGCCAUACAGAGUGUGGCCAGUCCGGGGCUUUGCGUUGAUACGCUGAAUCAUGGCGAAAAGCAAACGAUAGGCCUUUACUCAUGCGCUAAAGAUAAGGUACUACCACAACCUAAUCAGUAUUUCCAGCUGUCCUGGCAUCGGGAUUUGCGCAUCAAGUUCGGCGAGCUAUGCUGGGACGUGUCGGAGAGCGUACCGAAUGCAAAAAUCCUACUUUACCACUGUCAUGGUGGACAGGGUAACCAACUGUGGCGGUACGAUGCCGAGUCGCAAAUGCUCAAGCAAGGUAAAAAUAAUCGUUGCCUCGACAUGAACCUCGACAGUCGGGAAAUAUUUGUGAACCCGUGCGAUCUUGCCAAUCCGCGACAAAGGUGGCGUUGGGGUUUCGUUAACAUGACCUCGAUAGCGCAAUGGGAUUCGUACGGUGCUAAGGUGAUCGAAUGA